AUGUUAUACAAGUGCGACAGCGACAAAUACGUCCUCUCUUGCCUCCGCUCCGGCACCUGCUCUUUCGUCGAGGCGUGCUCCUUUGCGUGCGCCGACAACAGCAAAGGUGCUUGGUGCACUGGUGAACCCGAGAAGCGUGACGUCGACUUCGAUGUUCACAUCGAGGACAAGAAGACCUACGAGUGCGCCAAGGAUCGCACUGGUGUCUUGGUCUGUCAGUACGGCUUCUGCCAGACCGACCACUACUGCAAGAAGGGCUGGAAGUGUCGCGACAACUGCAACUGCUGCAAGAAGCCCAGCAUGUUCGACCGAGACGUCGACGACGCCGACAUCACUGAGGCAUCUCCACGGUCCAAGGACCCAUCUGUCUCUUCUGCUCAUGUAAGCAAUCUCCUGUAUUCUCAUUGA
Molecule: messenger RNA, 408 nt
Organism: Alternaria ventricosa
Lineage: Eukaryota; Fungi; Ascomycota; Dothideomycetes; Pleosporales; Pleosporaceae
Exons: 2
Coding region: 1-408 (135 amino acids)
Source: RefSeq, a predicted model, not a curated record